Molecule: messenger RNA, 672 nt
Organism: Branchiostoma floridae (Florida lancelet)
Lineage: Eukaryota; Metazoa; Chordata; Leptocardii; Amphioxiformes; Branchiostomatidae
Product: melatonin receptor type 1C-like
Exons: 2
Coding region: 1-672 (223 amino acids)
Biological process (GO): G protein-coupled receptor signaling pathway
Cellular component (GO): membrane
Molecular function (GO): G protein-coupled receptor activity
Source: RefSeq, a predicted model, not a curated record
AUGGAGAUGGACUUGAGCAUCUACUCUUCACACGUACGCACGUGGCUUGCGGCACUCGUAGGAUGUCUCGGAGUAUUCGGCACGGGUGUUAACCUCGUAGUUUUAUGGGUUCUUUACCGACGGAAGGACAUUCGGACCUCUGCUACGGUGUACGUGGUCAACCUGACGGCAGUGGACCUGCUAGUGACCAUUGUAGUGGACACGCUGCAUGUCCUGGGGAUCGCCUGGCCGGAGUUUUACCGUCUGGACACGAACUGGACAGUCUGUGACAUCACAGGCAGCUUGUGCGUUGCCGGCUGUAUUAUCUCACUAGCCACAACCGCAGUCAUUACCAUCAACCGCUAUCUUUUCAUCUGUAAACGGCAAACCCACGACGACAUCUUCACCAAGAAGGGGGCAGCGAUGAUCGUCUUGGGUACGUGGGUUUACGGGCUCGGCUUCGUGCUACCCCUGUGGUUUGGUUGGGGCACCUUCCGCUACGACCCGAAGACGAUGAACUGCGCGUACGAUCGAACCAAGACGGGGUACACUCUAAUGUUUCUUCUAAUCGGACACCUUCUUCCGACUUUGACGGUUUUCGUCUUCAACACAGCUCUCUACCUCAACGUCAUGAAAAUCAAGAACAACUUGAGACAAUAUCUACAAGGCAGGACUCCGCCACAAGGUGUCUAG